GAGAGACGCGGAGAGGAAAGGAGGAAGGUCGAUUCUUUUUUUUUCAUUUUAUUUUUGGGGAGUUCUGCUCAUGGAUAUGUUAUCUCAAACUUUUUGAGGAUCGCGUUACUCAUAAAUAAUAAUUCUGUUCAUCUUUCUUCUGAUUUUGUCUUUUUUUUUCUUUCUUCUUCUUCUUCUUCUUUUUUCUCUGCGCGCACCGGAUGAGAAUCGAGCUUCUUCUUUUUUGGGGGGUUUAUUUUCUUUCGGAGGGAUGUUCUUUAUCACGGCACGGAUAGCGGAUCCCUGAGUCACUCUGGCUUUCUUGGCACAUAUGAAGAUCCUAUCCAGGAUGGUACAGUCUAAGCGGCCCAGGCAUCAUUGGGCCACAGUCCACUACCACCACCACAUAUCACCACAUAGCUGGGGGUCCUGCUGUGUCUAGGAACUCACCGAACCCCGCACACUCUGCCUCCGUCUGGGGGGGGGGAAGAACAAACGGAAUCUUUUAUUCCACAAGUGACUCGGUGAACAUUGACAUUGGCUUUACGAGUCUCAUCUCUGGGCUACUAUGCAAUUACAACUGAUCUCCUUUGUUUUGAUCAUCUUGCACUGCAUGGAUUACACUGGUUGUCAGCAGCACAGCAGCUCCAGGCACCGGCAACAUAAACAGAUCUCUGGUGUGAGCUCAGGGUGCCAGCAGGGUGGCUGUCUGACCUGCUCGGACUACAAUGGCUGCCUGUCCUGCAAGCCGCGCUUCUUCAUGCACUUGGAGAGGAUUGGGAUGAAGCAGAUCGGGGUGUGCAUGACUUCCUGUCCUUCGGGCUUUUAUGGCACGCGCUCCCCAGAAAGAAACACCUGCACGAAGUGCAGGUCGGAGUGCGACUCCUGCUUCAACAAGAACUUCUGCACACGCUGCCGAGCAGGAUUCUACCUCCACCUCGGCAAGUGCCAGGAGAACUGCCCCGAGGGGCUGGUCCGCAGCGACACCCAGAGGGAGUGUGUUCCCAGGUGCCCUGCCGAGUGCGAGGCGUGUGUGAACAGUGAGACGUGUGCGCGGUGCCGGCCGGGCCUGUACCAGCUCAGCGGGAGGUGCCACCAUGUCUGUCCAGAGGACUACGAGCCCAGCGACAAACUCAUGGAGUGCACGCCGCAAGUGCACUGCGAGGUGGGCGAGUGGAGCGAGUGGAGCCCCUGCUCUCGGUCCGGUAGAACCUGCGGGUUCAAGCGGGGCCAGGAGACCCGCACGCGGCAGGUCCUCCAGUACCCAUCGCCCUUUGGCAACCCCUGCCCCGAGAUCUCCGAGAUCAAAGAGUGCCUGGUCAAGAGGAGGAAAUGUCCAGGAGGACGGAAGAAGAACGAACGGAGGGAACGGAGGAACCGCAACAACCGGAAAGAUAAGGAGAACCAAGAGGGGCGACGGGAAAGGAAGAGAGAAAGGGACCAAGAGAGGGCGAGAGACACGGGCGAACGCGACGACUCCGGCAACCGGAACAAAACCGAGCACAGGCGCCGCCGAGGCCACGAGGCAGACCCGGUCUCCCCCGAAGACGGCCUCGCGCAGUAGUGCUCCUGGACCGACAAAGUCUAGCGCCUCCCACAACCUGUUAUCCUCCCAUUGUUCCUUCUCCAAAAACCUCCCCAUCCUCACCCACUGUUCACCCCACCUCCCCCCCUCGGCCCCUCUCUGCAGGGGUGUUGCUGCUACCUGUAUGAUUUGAAUAUAAUGUUUAUGCACAAGCGGGAUAGGGCACAUUCAGCCACAAGGCUUGGGCCACUAUGGACUUUGGUUUUUUUUCUACCCUGUAGCCCCCCUACUCCUUCUACCACUGAGAGAGUGGCUCUAUUGAAAAGUGUAGGAGACACUGCUGAGACUGCUGUUGGGACUGAAGAACAAAGUGAGACACGAGGACUGGCGUACAGACGGACUCGAGCGACAGACGUUAUAUUAUGUGCUUGUUGAUAUGGUUAUUUAAUGGGGGCCCUGGUUACGACAUUGCGCGUCUUGGUUUUUGAAUGUAGAUUUCGCAAAACAUUACGUAGAACAAUUGUUUAUCAUCGUCGUUCCUGUUCUUUUUAGAUCGCUUAUACUUUAUUUUAUUUGGUGCAGAUUUUGUAAAGGAAAAAAAAUGUAUAAAUAAAAAAUAAUAAAAAAAGUUUGCUAUUGCUCAU
Molecule: messenger RNA, 2148 nt
Organism: Cyclopterus lumpus (lumpfish)
Lineage: Eukaryota; Metazoa; Chordata; Actinopteri; Perciformes; Cyclopteridae
Gene: rspo3
Product: R-spondin 3
Exons: 6
Coding region: 548-1543 (331 amino acids)
Source: RefSeq, a predicted model, not a curated record